Pseudo-nitzschia multistriata is the source of this 1034-nucleotide messenger RNA. The record is from the annotation of a GenBank genome assembly. Lineage: Eukaryota; Bacillariophyta; Bacillariophyceae; Bacillariales; Bacillariaceae.
GUCAGUCUAUCAAAUCUAGAGAUUUUAGAAAAACGGGAAUCACCACUGUCAAUCCCGAGUGUGAAUGCGAACACGUGUUGUUGCUGUGGCUGACUAAAUCUUGGAGUGAUAUCAUGAAUGUUUAUUAUUAUUACGAGUACGUAACCCACAGUACUACUGCAAACCACACCGUAGGAAAGGCAAAGAACGCUGUGAUAGGAGCUGAGGAGGAGACGAUCGAUCUUUCCUGUCGACUCAGAACACUUGAAGUCCAUUUUAAACAAUAAACAACACGAACUGCCAACAUGAAGCUCUUGAAUUCCUCUGCGAGUAUGACCAUGAUGAUGGUUGGAAGUUCCUUGCUGCGCUCUGCCGUGGGUUUCGGCCCAGCGAGAUUCAGUGCGGUAGGUGCUGCUAACACCACCACUCAAAGAAGUCUUUUCAAUCGUCUUUUUGGUUCUGCCCCGAGCUCGGAGUAUCCAAUCAUGACCGGAGAAGAAACGAUGUGUCAAAAGGGUCACGGAACCAGUGAGAAACCAGUCCAAAAAGAUUUGAGGUGGAACUGUGAUUACGAAACCGCGGACAGAAUUUGCAACUUCAACCGCCAUUACGCAGAAUAUGCUGGAUAUUGGGAGUCCACUGCCUUCUUGAAAUCCGUGAAGGACGAAGAUUUGCCAAUCAAGUUUUACGACUCUGUCACCGGUGCCCACUUGUUCACAGCACCAAUUGGACGAAGCAUGGAAGACUUCGUCAAGGAAUCACGAGCGCAUGGAUGGCCUAGUUUCCGUGACCAAGAGGUAAACUGGGAAGGUGGUGUCCGAUGCUUGGCAAACGGAGAAUGUAUUAGUGAUACCGGAACGCACCUUGGACACAACCUACCUGACGGAUCUGGAAAUCGUUACUGCAUCAACCUUGUUAGCGUUGCCGGAUCUCCCGAAAAAUAAGAAUGAAUAGAGAAUCUCUAGUAUCUGUUCGACUGAGACUAAAAAUAUAACCUCUCACGUGUUGAAGGCGUACCCACUGUUUUAAAUCGUUAAGAAAUCCCGUUUAAUGUU